CGUAACAGUUGCACUUGGAUAUCAGCCCUUUGUGUACCAUUUUCUCUUCAAACGAGCCCAUCGACCCCCCGCACUGAGGAGCGUGGUUGUCCCCCACCGCCCUCUGCUCUCGUCUGCCCUUCUUCGCCUCUUCUCUGCUCUUUUCUCUUCCUCUCUCCCCCCGCCGUCAUGCCGGCCAUGCCGGAGGAGAUCUUCGGCCUGGACGCUGCCCUGCUGAUGGGCCUGGUGACCAUCAUAGUCACUGAGUGCCCACGCGCCGCGGUAAGCUGCAUGCAUGGGCUCUUCUUCUGUAUUGGAUGCUUUUGCCAUUGCAGACCGCCAGCCAGUGGCUGUGGGGCGGUCUCUGGAAAAGCGUCAAGUAUGCGGCACACAUGCGGUAAGUACCUAAAGCAGGACGGCUGCAACACUUACAAAUUGCAUGGCAUUCCUUCGUGUGGCCCUCUCCGUUGCCUUUCAGUAAGUCCAUCACCCCGAGGUCCAUCGCCGACACCAUCACGGCGGCCAUCACGAUGUAUGCCGCGGGCAGCAUCGUUCUGGACGCCUUCAGCGGCGUGGGAGGCCAGAGUGUCUCCCUCGCCGUGGCAGGGCUGACGGUGUUUGCAUGCGACAUCAACCAAACCAAUGUCGACCACACCAUGCACAACGCCCGCGUCCACGGUAAGCGGGAGAAGCGGCGGCUCCUCUUGAUCAGAAUGCACUCAUUGAGUUGCUGUCGCUCUGAAUGCAGGUGUGGCUGAGAGGCUCCGGAUGGUGUGCGGCGAUUACUUCGCCCGCAUCGCCGGCCUCGCCGCCAAGUGGAUUCCCAUCGGCAGGAAAUUCGGCGCCAUUCACGUCGACAUGCCCUGGGGGAAGGCCUAUGAAGAGGAGAUAUACCCACUCCACCGCAUGGGCGACGGCACACUGGUCCGCACUGCACUAAUCUAAUGGAUGACAAACAUGCAUUUCUCAUUUCCUUUAUGGCGUGUUGGUGUCUGUGGCUUCACUGCAGAGUGCCUAUGAUGUGUUGGAGGCGGUGGCGCCGCUGAGUGACAGCUUCGUGUUCAAAUGCCCCCGAAAUGUGGCCAUCAGGGAUGCCGUACGUCAGACGUCAUUCGUGUGUGUGGAUGGAUGGAUGGAUGGAUUGUUCCUCUGUGUGCCCUUGGUGCCUGCAGGUCAAAUUGGCCUAUCAUGUGCAGUCCAUCAAGGGCGGCGCGUCCACACACACUGUCGCCAUGCCGCUGGUAGAGGUAUUCGUCAGCGGAGAUAAGACCGUCAUGGCGGUCAUCUAUAUCGGCGACAUCGCCGCUAAGUAAGACAGACACAGACACAGACACAGAGACGCAACAUCAUGGACCAUCUAUGUGUGUGUGUGUGUGUGUGCAGGCGGCUGGAGGACAUCGCGCCCCCUGCCCGUGUGGUGGACCUCACGCACAAGCGGUGGACAAUCGAGCAGUGUGCCAAGAGUAUGCUGUCUCGCGGCAAGCGGGUGGGCUGCGCUAACGUGGCCUUCGCCCCCUUCGCAUAAGUAACGUCCAACGCGCCACGCCAAACGAGCGGCGACGCGACGAGACACUCCGUCGGCCGGUAGCGAGCGCGUCAACAGACAGGAGCGCAUGCAUGUAUCCGUGUGUGUGAAGGAUUGGAUUUUUCUGAAUCG
Molecule: messenger RNA, 1636 nt
Organism: Vitrella brassicaformis
Lineage: Eukaryota; Vitrellaceae
Source: the annotation of a GenBank genome assembly